Messenger RNA from Phalacrocorax carbo (great cormorant), 1191 nucleotides. NCBI's taxonomy places the organism in Eukaryota, Metazoa, Chordata, Aves, Suliformes, Phalacrocoracidae. The record is from RefSeq and is a predicted model, not a curated record.
AUGGCCUGGAUCAGUAAUAUCUCCUGGUUUAAUCACCUUGCUCUACAUGAAGAACAUUUCAGGAAGUACUUAAACAGCACUGAGGAUUACUUAGCUUUCCUGUGUGGGCCCAGGCGGAGCCAUCUGUUCUUGCCCAUGGCUUUGGUGUACACCCUGAUCUUCGUUGUUGGGGUGGUAGGUAACUUCUUAGUUUGCCUGGUAAUCCUCAAGCACCGGAACAUGAAGACCCCAACCAAUUAUUAUCUCUUCAGUCUCGCCAUCUCAGACCUGCUAGUGCUGCUUUUUGGAAUGCCGCUGGAAGUCUAUGAGAUGUGGAGCAACUACCCCUUCUUGUUUGGGCCUGUCGGCUGCUAUCUGAAGACAGCGCUCUUUGAGACCGUGUGUUUUGCCUCCAUCCUCAGCGUGACGACAGUCAGCGUGGAGAGAUAUAUUGCCAUCCUCCAUCCUUUCCGUGCCAAGCUGGAGAGCACUCGCAAGCGUGCCCUGAGGACCAUCGUGGUGCUCUGGGUCCUCUCUGUCCUCUUCGCCCUCCCCAACACAGGCACCCAUGGCAUCAUGCUGCAGUAUUUCCCCAAUGGCACCCUGGUCCCUGGCUCUGAUACCUGCACUGUAGUCAUGCCCAUGUGGAUCUACAACUGUAUUGUCCAGAUUACUUCUUUUCUCUUCUAUGUGCUGCCUAUGGGGGUAAUAAGUGUGCUAUACUACCUGAUGGGGCUAAGAUUGAAAGGAGACAAAUCUUUGGAAGUGGAGGAAAUGGCUAUGAAUGUUCAAAGACCAUCUAGGAAAUCAGUCACCAAGAUGUUGUUUGUCCUCGUGAUGGUUUUUGCUAUCUGCUGGGCUCCAUUCCAUGUAGAUCGACUAUUCUUCAGCUUUGUUGUGGAAUGGACUGAACCUCUGGCUAACAUAUUCAACUUAAUUCAUGUGGUGUCAGGUGUUUUCUUCUAUCUGAGCUCUGCUGUGAACCCCAUCAUUUACAAUCUGUUGUCCCAGCGCUUCAGGAUGGCUUUCCUCAGUGUGAUCCCGCCUUGUUGCAAGCACUGGGCCCCUAACCAUCCCAGCAGCAGGAUCCCUGCCCAGAAGAGCAUCUUUAUGGUUGAGGACCACAAUCUUGUGGACUCUGCUGAAGCCACAAGUCUACCUGGCACCCACAGAACAUCUGUCAGCAGUUCGCAGCUCUCCACUGGUCUGUGA